Cyphomyrmex costatus is the source of this 1920-nucleotide messenger RNA. RefSeq names its product SHC binding and spindle associated nessun dorma (gene nesd). Bases 204 to 1886 code for a protein of 560 amino acids. Gene Ontology annotation, biological process: male meiosis cytokinesis; spermatogenesis. The transcript has 4 exons. The record is from RefSeq and is a predicted model, not a curated record. NCBI's taxonomy places the organism in Eukaryota, Metazoa, Arthropoda, Insecta, Hymenoptera, Formicidae.
UGCAUUGUGAAGUGUGAACGUGAAUGUUCGUUUUUUAUGGCGUCUCUUCGGUGUCGCUUCGGAUUGUGAUUGUAAGUUGUGAUACUUGUGAUUUUCGAAAAAAUUUGGUUUUUAAACAUACACCUAACACGUAUUAGCAACAUUAGAGACUUGGAAUCACCUGGACAAUUUCGUAAACACAAUUGUGUGUAAACAUAUGUAAAAUGGGCGAGUAUACGAAUGUAUACACCUUCCACGAUAAAACCCUCGCCGAGAGAUUGGAGGAGUAUACCAACAUACUAUCCGCGCAAGGAAGAAUAGUACCCGCUUCAAGCAUUCGGACGGAAUGGGUCUGCGACGUGGAGCUCGUUAUCGAGCCGGUCGGUUGGCAGGCAUUAUGGAAGAUAUCGCGUACAACGUGUGAGGACUAUAGUAUCCGUUAUCCAACGAUCGUCAUGGUAGAAGUGCUAGGGAUGGACUUCCCAGUGUUGAACGCCUUGGUGAAGAUCACGGCUGUUCAGGAUGACAUACAUUUGCCUGAGAAGCAUGAAGUAUCGCUGGUGGAAUUGUAUCCUACCAUUGAACAGAAAAACCAUAGCUUGGAUAUAAUAGGUACAGCACAUUGCGUGGAUCGAUUACGGUUUUUCUACAAUCACCUGUGGAUGCCGUGGGAUGAGGACGAGGAUGACAAUAUUGAUUGGGUGGAGCAGCAUCUGGAACGUAGGAUCAGAUUAUACUUUGACAUGAAUAAUGGAAUUAUCAAUAAGGAAACGUGUGACAUUAUUAAAUCAUUAAUCAGUGAAGGAAAGGAGAUACAGAAAAAGAUUUCAACAUAUGAAGCUUUGUUACCUGAAGAUUUCCAGGAAGAUGAUGUGCCUGAAGAGUUAGCACAAGAAACAUGUACCUUGAUGAAGCUUCACUUUCGACUUCAGCAGAUUAAAGCAGAGAUGGAUUUAUUGGAGAAUCCUUCAUUGAGAGGAUUGCUUGGGAAGAAUCAAUCUUAUAACAGAAGAAAAAGGCACAGCGAUAAUGAAAAUAAGACAAGCUCGUAUUAUUUUGUAUGGCAGGGUGGCGUUGUCAAAGAACUCCAGGAAUUUUCUAAUAAAAUUCAAACGAUGUUGCCUAAGGAUGCACCUAUUAAAAUAUGUGGAUAUCUGGAUGAUGUUAUGGAUACAUUCGAGACAGGUGAUACUAUUUUACUAGGUGAAGGAAACUAUUCAAUUAAGGGUUCCACUGGAUUACAAGAAGGAGGUACAAUUAUAGGAAUUUCUAAUACAGAGGACACUAUAAUUUCUCCACAUGACCCAAAUAUGUCGUCAUCUUUGUUUGAUUUAUGCGGCAAUGAGAUAUUGCUGAAGAAUGUCUGCAUCGACUUGGGAACACUUCAGGCAGGCAUAAUUAUCAGAAAGGACUGUACUGUACUUGUAACUGGUUCUAAAAUACGUCUCUCUAAUAUCACUGCAAAUAGUAGUGCUAAAUGGGGUGCAGUUGUUAUGCCAGGAGCGAAAUUAGUACUUGAAAAUACAAUUUUCCAAGGAUUAGGCACAGCGAUCAUUAUUUAUGGAACUGGUGAAGUUGUUAUGAAUAAUUGUCAAUUUGAAAAUUGCUGCGAGGGUGUACGGCUGAAUGACAAUGCACGUUUUACCGCAACCAAGUGCUCAUUUGAAAAUAUUGAGACUGGACAGGCUGUAGUGAUAGAAACUGAAAAAGUAAAUCGUUCAGAAAUUGUAGAGGUGGAAAACGAAUUGAGCAAUGUGUCUCUUAAAAAUGUCUCUUUAAAUGAAUGUAAAUUUUUCAAUAAUCAUAAAGGGAGUAUUACAUUAAGACCAAAAGAUACUGCUGCUCUUGUACAUAGACAAAUUAAUACUACAGAAGAAUCAGCAUGUAAAGAAGCUAUGGAGUUAUGAGUUUCGCAAUAUUUCUGUGUGUCGCAUUAUUAUA